Molecule: messenger RNA, 2752 nt
Organism: Camellia sinensis
Lineage: Eukaryota; Viridiplantae; Streptophyta; Magnoliopsida; Ericales; Theaceae
Source: RefSeq, a predicted model, not a curated record
AUACCCUUCACUAUUUUCAGUCGCCUCUCUCUUCCCCUCUUCAGUUCAGUACCCUUCAUUUGGCACCCAUAUAUUUUGAACACAGAGAAGGUCUGCAUAUCAGCUAUUCUGAAAGCAGAAUUGCCAAUGAUGCUGUUUCAUGCAGUUGUUGGCAGUAUGAUAAUACUCCAGAACAGGCGGGCGAUGACGAUGCUUCCUUCAAAUUGGAGGAAAAUGUGGAAGGAAUGGGAGCUGCGAGGAAUGAUUCUGUUGAGCCUCACAACCCAAAUAGUUCUAGUCCUUUUAGGAAAUCGCAGAAAGUACGUUUCUGGAACUUGGAUCAGAAUUAUGGUGUGGUUAGCUUACUUACUCGCCGAUUCGGUAGCAAUAAUGGCAACAGGAAUACUUUCCAAUGAUCUAGGACAUGUCUACAGGGGAACUUCUCUUGGUGUAGAGUAUGAGAUUAAAGCGUUUUGGGCUCCCCUUAUGCUGUUGCACUUGGGUGGCACAGACACCAUUACUGCUUACUCCUUGGAAGACAAUGAGCUGUGGAAAAGGCACUCAUUUGGAGUAGUUACGCAAGCAAUGACCACAUUGUACAUAUUAAUAUUGUCCUGGACAGGCUCUCUUGUUUCCCUACUCUUCAUUGUGAUGUUCUGUUUUGGACUAGUCAAGUACUGUGAAAGAGUUUGGGUCCUUUAUUGGGCAAGUGAAAACAAUUUUAGAGACUCAAUCAAUGAUAUCCCUACCAAUGAAUCCAAAAUAAUAAAGGAAUGUAAACUGAAGCAGCUUGAGGGUUUCCAUCUGACCACACAUCAGGUGCUUGAGGUCGAGGUUGAGGUUCCAGUAACAUCAUCACCGGGACAUAAUGAUGCAAAUCAAUUACUUACUGCCUACCACUUUCUUGAGAUGGUGAGGCGUCUCUUCGCGGAUCUCAUACUUGGGUUUCAAGAUCGCGAUGCAAGCAAGGCAAUCUUCAAAAGGGACAACAUGGAUUCUAAAAAGGCUUUUAAGAUAACUGAGAUUGAACUCGGGUUAAUAUACGAUUUGCUCUACACCAAGGCGAAGGUUAUGUACACUAGAUGGGGGAUUGCAAGACGAAUCAUUGGGAUCUUUCUGACCCUUUUCGUGUGGGUGAUGGUGUCUUUGGAUGAGGUGUUGAUGGUCAACAAGAAACAUCACAACUACUCCUCCAAGGUUGACCUUACCAUAACUAUGGUAUUGUUGGGAUUUGCUUUUCUGUUGGAGUUAUAUGCAGUUGUAGAACUACUUCUCUCUGACCAAACUGCUCAUUGGCUAAUUAGGCAUAAGAAAGUCAGAGUCUUACGAGCCAUCAAUUGUGUUCGUAAUUUACCACUUAAACGCUGGUACAAUAUUUGCAGGUGGUCAAAUUCCAUGGAGCAGUUUAGCCUACUGAGCUUUUCAUUGAGAGAAAAACCCGUUCCACCGAAUGAGCCUCCAAAAAAGAAAACCUUGCCCUUUCGUGGAAUCUUGAAGACGUUAGGCGACAUUGACGAGUUUCUAGAGAUUUAUCAAUAUAAGGGUACUCCAAAGUCAAUAAACGAAGCUGACGAUUUAAAAUAUGCCAUUUUCCUGGAGAUAAAGGAAAUUAGGCCUUGGGCGGAAGAGAAUGGCUAUGACACACAUCUUAAAUCUUUGUACGGUCGUAGGGGAGGCCGCACAAUUGAAAAGAGGAACGUCCACGACGAUCUUAAGUGGAGUAUCGAGGACUUGGAGUUUGACCAAAGCAUCCUCAUAUGGCACCUUGCUACAGAAAUCUGGUGCAACCUUGACUACAUUAAAAAGGCAGAUUAUGAAAGUGCAGGAUCGAUAUGGCAAGAAAGAGGCAAGUCCUUGUCAAGAUACAUGCUUUACCUACUGGUCGAGCAUCCUAAUAUGUUGCCAAUUGGGAUGGGGCACAUCAGGUUCAGGGACAUUUAUGUGGAGCUUGGUGACUUCAUUGAAGAACAACUUUCCAAAUCUGUUUUGGACAUCAGUUGCAAGGAUGCUUCGGAGAUGUUGGUAAAAGUGAUCAAUACAAAAGACAUGGUUUCUGUCCAAGGAGGAGAAGGAGGGGACAAAAGCAAUUUAGUGAUAUUCCAUGCUUGUAAGCUUGCAUCACAACUUGAAAAUAUGAACGACAAAUGGAGGUUAAUUGUUGACGUUUGGCUGGAAAUGUUGUGUCAUGCUGCGAGCCAAUGUAAAGGAAGACUUCAUGCUCAGCAGUUGAGGCGAGGAGGGGAACUUCUCACUCAUGUCUGGCUUCUCAUGGCACAUUUUGGCUUAACUGAUCACUUCCAGAUACCACGUAGCCGUGCAAUAGCUGAUGCAGUUAUAAGGUAGAGCACUAAUGCUAUAACGACUGUUUUUUUUUUUUUCCUUAUUGUAUUUUAUUUAUCAUCUCAUGUUAAGACCCUACAUUGAUAACAAAUAUGAGCAGUAAAACCCAUUAAACCAAUAUUGUGUGGGACUUUGUGGCUUCAUCAGCAUUUGGGAGGGCUCUUGGUAACUUGCAACAAAAGUACCGUAACUCCUACAUAGCAAUCUGUAUAGUAAUUUGCUGGUGUCUCUUGAUGGACUAAGGUGAUCUUUAUUUUUUGUGCUUGUGUUUGGUCUGUUUUUGGUGUUGGUGAUGUAAGCGCAAUUAUUGCUUCUUUUAGUUUUUUGUUUUGGACCUUUAGGAUUGCUGUGAUUUACUUUUAUCUAUGUGCCAAUCUUAUUUGGAUAUGGAGGUCAAGCCAUUAUAUUUAUCGGCACCCCUGUUUUUCUCCUG